AUGGAACCACCUGCGGAGACAUCUUGCUCUCAACAGCUUUCAUCAAUUAAUACUAAUAAUGAUGUUAACAGUUUGGACGAGAAAGUAAGACAUACGAUGGAACGAGGUGCAUCGGCAGCUCCACCGACUACCUACCAACUUCAAAUUGAUCCUAACAUUACAUUUAAUUCGGUCAACCGUCCAUUCGAAGAAUUACCAGAGAAUUUCUUGGAAAGUAUAAGUCCGCAGCAAAACCAAGGUUCUGCGCCUCAGGAAAGUCCACAGCUUGCACCAUUGGCACCUAUGAGUCUUGGUUCGAAUGACAACUUCGGAAAAUCAUCUGAUUUCAAUGCUUAUGCAACCCUGGCACCUAUGUCAGCAACACCGUCGUAUGUGGGUGCAAUGAAAAUUGAACCGUUGCAAGAUCAGCUUCAUAGCGCGUCCAUGCAGCACAGCAGUCACUCCUCUGGUUUGGAUAAACUGAGCUCCAGUCCGGCUGGUCUUCUAUCUCCAUUGCAAACAACGACGCGAUCAGAUAAUCUUGUUUGCUCAAGUUUGUUGGGUGCCCAUCAAAAUGGUGGACGUGCAAGUGAAAUGCUAGCCGGUUUGCGAAGACAUCAUCCAUAUAUCAAAGAAGAAGUCGAUUUGGGACAAGAUUUCAAAACGAUGGAUUCGCCCUUUAUAUCUCAGCAGUCGGUAUGCUUUACUGAAAAAAGGCAGCUUGUAAUAGAAUUUAAGUUAUAUUUGGUCGCUGCUCAACAGUCAUGUAUUUUAUCUUGGGAGAUGUUUCAGGCUAGUUUACUAAGUCAAGAUGAUCAUCAGCAAGAACUCGAUCAUCGUUUGGCGAAUGCUGAAACUCCACCAGCAGUGAGUAAUGUUGAGCUUGCAAGUUCCUUCAUUGCAACAAUGAUAGGCGAACAGCCACCCAGUUCACCGGCACCACAGCAUACUAUAUUUCGACAAAGUCGACGUAAUUUUUCUUCCAUGGAUACGGCUGAUUUGCGUGGCAGCGAUGAUCUUGAAGUAAAUGCGGCAGAAACAAGUGAUGAUGAUUUGACAUUUGCUGACGAUAAUGGUGAACCGACAAGUACAACUAGACUUACUUCUACUGUUGGUGCACCACGUGCUAGUUAUUCUACUAAGGACACUACAGAUCCUUUGAAUGCAGAAAUAGACGAUGACAUUUAUAUCGAUACGACUGAUCUGUGUAAGCGAAUUGCGUGGGAACUCAAGCAGCACUCUAUACCUCAGGCUAUCUUUGCUGAAAGGAUUCUUUGUCGGAGUCAAGGGACACUUUCCGAUUUGCUAAGAAAUCCAAAGCCAUGGAACAAAUUGAAGUCAGGAAGAGAAACAUUUAGACGAAUGUUCAACUGGGUGCAACAGCCACUUGAACUGCGGCUGGGUAUUCUUGAUAUGUACAAAGGAAAAGGAGGUAUGUUACCAUCUUCAAUGAGUCCACCUACUCCAGCACAGAAUGCUCGACAAGGUUCACGACAUAAAGGUCGAGACGGUGAUGGCUUAAGUAGUACCAAAAGGCCUCGAUUAGUUUUCACCGAUAUCCAAAAAAGGACUCUGCAGGCUAUCUUUAAAGAAACACAACGGCCAAGCCGUGAAAUGCAGCAAACAAUUGCUGAACAUUUGCAGUUAGACCUCUCAACAGUAGCGAACUUUUUCAUGAAUGCUCGACGAAGAUCCAGAAGUGGUCCAUUAAUGGGUGAUGCUCCAGCGCCCUAUCAACAAGUACGGCCAAUCACACCACCUCCUGAAUCACCGCCGCAACAUCGAAAUCCGAAUAAAGCACGCGGUAAUCGCCAUACUUCACGCAGUGAUGGCGAGAAUUCAUCUGUUACAAGCAGCUCACGAAUCGAAACUACAGUCGCGCAGGUUGUUGAAGAAGCAGCUGAGUAUGCACGACGCUAUGAUGAGGGCACUUAUUCUGACGAAAAAAAUUUGAAAUUUCGUAUUGGUGAAAUGGACAAUAGUGUUGGAAUGGGGGAUAAUAACUCGAGGAUUGAUUACGAAGAUCAGGCACCGGAAUAUAAGAUGAUCCGGUUAUCAAAUGAUCACUCUUUUUCAAUAGAUUCGAGGCAAAUUGCUACGGCAGACGAAUUGUUAGCAAACGAAUUACCAGAUGAUGAGGUACAGUUGAACCCGGAUCCUAACACAAGUAUGCAGGCUGUUAAAACUGUGAGUGACAAAGAUGAAAGUGUUUUCUUGGUGUCAGUUCCAGUAACAUCGGAGUCUGAAUGCGAUACUGUCGAACAGCAGCAACGGUUGCAUCCCGUGAUGUCUUUUGGUAACAAAAUGAUAAUAGUAAAAGUGGAACAGAGAGAAAAUUCCAAUUCGAAUGCUGCCGCUAAUUCACGUUAA
Molecule: messenger RNA, 2349 nt
Organism: Cercopithifilaria johnstoni
Lineage: Eukaryota; Metazoa; Nematoda; Chromadorea; Rhabditida; Onchocercidae
Source: the annotation of a GenBank genome assembly